This is a messenger RNA of Perca flavescens (yellow perch), 2823 nucleotides long. Its product is annotated as scavenger receptor cysteine-rich type 1 protein M130. Gene Ontology annotation, molecular function: serine-type endopeptidase activity. Gene Ontology annotation, cellular component: plasma membrane. Bases 138 to 2303 code for a protein of 721 amino acids. Gene Ontology annotation, biological process: zymogen activation. The transcript is spliced from 11 exons. NCBI's taxonomy places the organism in Eukaryota, Metazoa, Chordata, Actinopteri, Perciformes, Percidae. The record is from RefSeq and is a predicted model, not a curated record.
CGUCCUGAAUAUCAAAUGGCUCUCGACCUUCGAAAACUUCUCCCGAGCUUUAUACAACCUGUUGACAGCACAUGUGAUAUUCAGAGCAGUGAGCAGACAGACAAUAAGACGGAUGCAGAGAAACUCUCCACCUGGACAUGGAUCACCUUUUGUUGUUGCUGAUGCUGCUGCUGUGGAGCUCAGGACUCCAGGAAGAAGGAGAACACAAUUCACCAGAGUCUGUCAGGUUGGUGGGAGGAGACAGUCGCUGUGCAGGAACACUGGAGGUGAAACAUCUGGGAGAAUGGAGGCCAGUUAAUUAUGAUCUCUGGACCUUGAAGACAGCAGAUGCUGUCUGCAGGAAGUUGGACUGUGGCUCUGUUGUUUCUGUAGGAGAAAGGAGUUCUCAGAGAACUUUACGCAGGAGUAUGAACUUUAUGCAGGAGUAUGAGUACGAGCAUAAGUAUCGCUUUCUUAAAGUCAAAUCUGUGUGGAGGAUCGACGAGGACUGUGUUCAGUCUGAUCUGAGAGAGUGUGCAGAAUCAUCUUCCUCUUACUACAUCAUGGAUCUCACCUGCUCAGACUCUGUCAGGCUGGUGAAUGGGACCAGUCUGUGCUCAGGCAGACUGGAGGUGAAGACUAACCAGUCUACCCAGAAGUGGUCCUCAGUGUGUGAAGAAGACUUUGACCAGCAGGAUGCAGAGGUGGUCUGUAGGGAGCUUGGCUGUGGGGCUCCUUCAGUCCUCCAGGGGGCGCUCUAUGGAGAAGUGGAGGCUCCAAUAAGGGCCAAAGAGUUCCAGUGUGGAGGCAACGAGUCUGCUCUCCUGGACUGUAGAAGCUCAGGCUCACAUAGAAACAACUGCUCAUCAGGAAAAGCUGUUGGACUCACCUGCUCAGAGCCUGACGUUGUCAGGUUGGUGAGAGGAGACAGUCACUGUGCAGGAUCACUGGAGCUGAAACAUCACAGAGAAUGGAAACCACUUACCAAUAAAUUUGGCUGGACCCUGAAGACAGCAGCUGUGAUCUGCAGAGAGUUGGGCUGUGGCUCUACUCUUAUUGUAAAAGAGGCAUUUAUUGUGGACGCACCUGUGUGGGGGAUCAGCUCUGACUGUGUUCAGUCUGGAUAUGCUCUGAGGGACUGUGCAACAGCAUCUUCCUCUAUGAACAUGCUGUAUCUCACCUGCUCAGACUCUGUCAGGCUGGUGAAUGGGACCAGUCUUUGCUCAGGCAAACUGGAGGUGAAGACUAACCAGUCUACCCAGAAGUGGUCCUCAGUGUGUGAAGAAGACUUUGACCAGCAGGAUGCAGAGGUGGUCUGUAGGGAGCUUGGCUGUGGGGCUCCUUCAGUCCUCCAGGGGGCGCUCUAUGGAGAAGUGGAGGCUCCAAUAAGGGCCAAAGAGUUCCAGUGUGGAGGCAACGAGUCUGCUCUCCUGGACUGUAGAAGCUCAGGCUCAGAUAGAAACAACUGCUCAUCAGGAAAAGCUGUUGGACUCACCUGCUCAGAGCCUGUCGUCAGGUUGGUGGGAGGAGACAAUCGCUGCGCAGGAACACUGGAGCUGAAACCUCAGGCAGACUGGAGACCAUUGGUUGGCUAUAACUGGACCCUGAAGACAGCAGAUGUUGCCUGCAGAGAGUUGGGCUGUGGCUCUGCUGUUAUUGUAGAACAGAGAGAAGAUUCCUCAUACAGAUCUGUGUGGAGGAUCAACUCUGAUUGUAUUCAGUUUGGAUCUGCUCUGAGGGAGUGUGCAACAUCAUAUUUCUCCAACACCGCCCUGAAUCUCACCUGUUCAGACCUGCUGCUUCAGCCCAACAUCUCUGUGUCCUUCUCCAUGGACGGGGUCUCCGAGGCCCAGCAGCAGGGGUUCCGCGUGUUCAGGGGCUCCAACUUCACGAUUAGUUGCUCCAUCCAGCCACAGUACCCAGGAGGCUCCUUCCAGCUCACCUUCACCUCCUCCGACUCAGCACACAACUCCACCCAGCCAGCUGUCAAUCACUCUGCCCAAUUCCUGUUUCCUACAGUAGAGCCCGCCCACCAAGGAAGCUACAGCUGUGUUUAUCACCUGUAUGUUUUCUCUCAUAACUUCUCCUCUGAGAGCCAUCGGCUCUCUUUCACGGUCAUAGAUCCGAGGCCUUUUAUCAUCAGAGCGAUCACCUUGCCGCUGAUUCUGCUGGUCGUGAUCACUCCCCUUUACUUCUACUGUAAGGCCAACAGGGGGCAAAUGCCGUGGAGACAGAAGAACAUUGAGCCGGAUUAUUAUAACCUGGGUGGUCCUGCAGCUAAAAGAGGACCGACUGAAGAGGAAGGAGCUCAGGGAGCAGAGUAGCACCUCCAGGGAGCUCAUCUCACAUCCAGAUGGAGUUAAAGCAUUUUGCGCCAUUUUCUAAAGGAAUAAGGCUGUUUAAAAACUGGACACUUGGGAAAAAUUCACAUUCAUUUCCCUUUACAAAACUUUUCAACUCAUUUUGAAUGGUACGUGUCCCGCAUGUGUCCCACUUCCCUCCCUGACAUGCUAGGUGCUAGCAGGUCUAAACCAAGAUGGUCCCACCCCACUCGGACGUGGCAACAACACACUCAAAAACAGCACUAGCAUGCUCAGAACGUGUUUUCUCCAUUCGGACCAAGGUCAACAGAUUAUUAGCUGCGUCAACCCUGAGACCCUGUUUCAGGGGAAUUUUUAACAGACACAUUUUUUUCUUCUAAAUGACUUUAAGUGAACUUUCUCUUGGAUUUUUGUAGAGGGCCUUCUUGUCAUGGUUGUGUAUGUUUCAGUUUCCCGUUUUAUUUUGUAGUCUCUGUUUUCUCCCAUGUCAUGUCUUGUUUUACUUCCUGCCUUGUGUUUUCCC